AGUCUAAGUAGAGGCAUCCUCGGCACAGUUAAGACUGCUGAGUGUAAUCCGAAUCAAUCCAUCAAUCUCACCUGCCUGGGCCAUCUGAUGCAGCUAUAUGUUAAUGGAUCUGGGAGAACAAGAGCUCAAACACAUUUUGCAUUGUCUUUCUUUUCUUCUUUGGUUUUUAAUUAAAGCCUCCAAGAGAGGCUCUAUCCCUAACGAACCGCGGAGACAGACCCUGGGGCUCAGGAAGAGCUACAGAGGGGCGGAGCGUUGGGCGUGGCUUUCAGGGGCGUGACCGAGUGGGCGUGGUCUGGGAAAUUUCUUGGCUAGGGCGGGAGCGGGCGCUGCGGUCAGCUGAGCGGCGCCUGGCGGGUCGCGAGGCCGCGCGUCACCGUCCAGCUGCCCGGUCGCCGCCCCCCGGCUGGUCCCUGGCGGGCGUCGGCAUCCAGAGCUUUGGGACAAAAUACCAACGAAGCAGUGACCUAAGAGGAGAGGAUCCCUGUGGCCGGACCUGUUACCAUGUCCCAUCAACCUCUGAGCUGCCUGACUGAGAAGGGGGACAGCCCUUGUGAGACCCCAGGAAAUGGACCCUCCAAUAUGGUUCACCCCAGCCUGGACACAUUCACCCCUGAGGAGCUGCUGCAGCAAAUGAAGGAACUCCUGGUUGAGAACCACCAGCUGAAAGAAGCCAUGAAGCUAAAUAAUCAAGCUAUGAAAGGGCGAUUUGAGGAGCUGUCCGCCUGGACAGAGAAGCAGAAGGAAGAGCGCCUGUUGUUUGAGAUGCAAAGCAAAGAGGUUAAGGAGCGCCUUAAGGCCCUGACUCAUGAAAAUGAGAGGCUGAAGGAAGAGCUUGGAAAAUUCAAAGAGAAAUCAGAAAAGCCAUUGGAAGACCUCACAGGUGGCUACAGGUAUCCCAGAGCCUUGGAGGAGGAAGUGGAGAAGCUGAAGACCCAGGUGGAGCAGGAAGUGGAGCAUCUGAAGAUCCAGGUGAUGCGCCUUCGGGCUGAAAAGGCAGACCUGCUGGGCAUCGUCUCAGAACUGCAGCUCAAACUCAACUCCGGCGGCUCCUCGGAAGACUCCUUCGUUGAGAUCAGGAUGACCGAAGGAGAGACUGAAGGGGCAAUGAAGGAGAUGAAGAACUGCCCUACACCCACAAGAACAGACCCCAUCAGCUUGAGCAACUGUACAGAGGAUGCCAGGAGUUGUGCGGAGUUUGAAGAACUGACUGUGAGCCAGCUUCUGCUUUGCCUAAGGGAAGGAAACCAAAAGGUGGAGAGACUUGAAGUCGCCCUCAGAGAAGCCAAAGAAAGAAUUUCAGAUUUUGAAAAGAAAGCAAAUGGCCAUUCUUCUACUGAGAAGCAGACAGCGAGGAGAGCAGACAGAGAGAAGGAGGACAAAGGCCAAGAGAGUGUUGGAAGCGAAGUGGAAACACUGAGCAUUCAAGUGACCUCUCUGUUUAAGGAGCUUCAAGAGGCACACACAAAACUCAGUGAGGCUGAGCUGAUGAAGAAGAGACUUCAAGAAAAGUGUCAGGCUCUGGAGAGGAAGAACUCUGCAACACCAUCAGAGCUGAAUGAAAAGCAAGAGCUCGUUUACAGUAACAAGAAGUUAGAGCUGCAGGUGGAGAGCAUGCGCUCCGAAAUCAAGAUGGAGCAGGCCAAGACAGAGGAGGAGAAGUCCAGGUUAGCCACUCUGCAGGCAACUCACAACAAGCUCCUUCAAGAACAUAAUAAGGCACUGAAAACAAUUGAAGAACUAACCAAGCAACAGGCAGAAAAGGUGGACAAGAUGUUGCUGCAGGAGCUCAGCGAGAAGCUGGAGCUGGCAGAGCAGGCUCUGGCAUCCAAACAGCUCCAGAUGGAUGAGAUGAAGCAGACGCUCGCUAAGCAGGAGGAAGACCUGGAGACCAUGGCCGUCCUCAGGGCUCAGAUGGAGGUGUACUGCUCAGAUUUUCACGCUGAGAGAGCAGCAAGAGAGAAGAUUCAUGAAGAAAAGGAGCAGCUGGCCUUGCAGCUCGCGAUUUUGCUGAAAGAGAACAAUGACAUUGAAGAGGGAGGCAGUAGACAGUCCCUGAUGGAAAUGCAGUGCCGACACGGGGCAAGAACCAGUGACUCUGACCAGCAGACUUACCUGUUUCAAAGAGGAGCCGAGGACAGGAGCUGGCAGCACGGGCAGCAGCCUCGCAGUAUUCCGAUUCACUCCUGCCCCAAGUGCGGGGAGGUCCUGCCGGACAUCGACACGCUUCAGAUCCAUGUGAUGGACUGCAUCAUUUGAGUGUUCUCUCCAGUCCCCAAAGCUCUUGGGUUGCGCUGUAUAGCCCUGGCUGUCCUGGAACUCAUUUUGUGGACCAGGCUGGCUUCAAACUCACAGAUACCUGCCUCUCUUCUAGGUGCUGGAACUAAAGGCAUGUGCCAGCAAACCUGGUUUAUUUGUGUUACAUUCCUGCCUUUACAGUCGUCACUCCCUUUUUUUUUUUUUUUUUUUUUUUUUUUUUUUGGUUUUUCGAGACAGGGUUUCUCUGUGUAGCCCUGGCUGUCCUGGAACUCACUUUGUAGACCAGGAUGGCCUCGAACUCAGAAAUCCGCCUACCUCUGCCUCCCGAGUGCUAGGAUCAAAGGCGUGCGCCACCACGCCCAGCGUCACUCACAUUUUAAUAGCAUGGUUAGCUGCAUGUGUUAAUCAGACUUUUGCUGCUGUGACAAAAUAUCUGACCAAAAAUGGAAAAGGAAGAAAAGUUUCUUCUGGCUUGGGGUGUCAAAGGUUUUGGUCCUUCCCGUUGGGAAGGCUGUGGUUGAACUGGGCAGCUUACACCAUGGGAGGCCAGUGUUCAGUCAGAAAGAGCCACAUGGAACUUCCACAGAAUUACACACACAACAAGAUGCCCACUAAGGGAAGAUUUACCUAGAAAAACACUGCAGCCAUCUGGCUGACUGCUCACAGUGACUCAUGAGCAGAACAUAAAAACACUGGCUGGCUUAUGUGGAAGGGUGCUAAUUAGAUUCUUCUUUGUGACUUCCUGUCAGUCCAGAAGAUGCUCUCCCUAGGAGGGGUACAUUUUCUUUCUCCAGAAAUAAGGAGUGUGUCAAAAAUAUUUGUGAUAUAUGUGACAGUAAAGAAGACAGAAGUACAAGUGUUGGAGGAGAUGCCUAAUCCCAGUGGGCUCCCCACCUGCCAAGUAGUACUGCCCAUGUUUAAUGUCAACCCUUCCCUCUCCAGAAACUAAGGAGAGAGGUACUAAUUUCCAGGGCGCUUUGCAACAGCAGUCACACUGACAAAGUUAGCGACUAUUAUUACUCUUGGAGCAAAGCCCUCAGGUGGCCGGGCUUGCAGGGCAAGCACAUUAGCAGCUUGGUCAUCUCGCCCGUCCUUCAUGCUUAUUAAUAUUUGCUGUCUGUCCAUUCAGCAGUCUGUCUGCCCUUCCUUUUCCUGAUAUAAUAGCCAUCUUAACAGAAUAAUACAUUAUGUCAUUUGGCUUUGUGUUUUCCCAGUGAUCAGUUAUCUUGAGCCUUCUGUAUAGCUCUUGGCCACUUACAAGCCAUUGGAGAUGUGUCUGCUUCAGUUCAUUGACCGUUUUCAAGUUGUGUUACUUGGUUUAUUGGGUUUUAUUCUAUUUAUGGUGGCUGAUAUUUUGUACAUUAACCACUUUGUAUACACACACACACACAUACACACACACGCAGUUUGCUUUGCAAAUAUUCUCUUUCAUUCUGUAGUUGGUUCUAAUAAAUGUUGGUUGUUUCUUUGGCCAG
Molecule: messenger RNA, 3734 nt
Organism: Mus musculus (house mouse)
Lineage: Eukaryota; Metazoa; Chordata; Mammalia; Rodentia; Muridae
Gene: Optn
Product: optineurin
Exons: 15
Coding region: 505-2259 (584 amino acids)
Biological process (GO): defense response to Gram-negative bacterium; cellular response to unfolded protein; positive regulation of autophagy
Cellular component (GO): perinuclear region of cytoplasm; autophagosome; cytosol
Molecular function (GO): K63-linked polyubiquitin modification-dependent protein binding; identical protein binding; protein-macromolecule adaptor activity
Source: RefSeq, a predicted model, not a curated record